Molecule: messenger RNA, 192 nt
Organism: Myxozyma melibiosi
Lineage: Eukaryota; Fungi; Ascomycota; Lipomycetes; Lipomycetales; Lipomycetaceae
Exons: 1
Biological process (GO): amino acid transmembrane transport
Cellular component (GO): membrane
Molecular function (GO): amino acid transmembrane transporter activity
Source: RefSeq, a predicted model, not a curated record
AACUACACGAUCGAAGACAGCAUGGCCUACCAUCCACCAAAGAAGCGUUAUACCGAGCUCAAGCGAACGCUCAAGACUCGGCAUAUCCAGAUGAUUGCUGUCGGCGGUGUCUUGGGAAACGGUCUUUUUAUAGGUUCGGGUAAAGUGCUGGGAAACUCUGGCCCGCUCGGUAUGUUGCUGGGCUUUUUAAUC